AGCUCGUUGCCUUGGGCGCGCUUCACCUCCAAGUCUGAGAGGGAGACUCUGAAGAGCGGCGUCUCUAGCCCCGCCCCGCCCCGCCCCCGUCUCUCACGCUCAGGGGGUGGGGUGCCAACCCCGCGGAAGACGAGCACUGGUUUGGCCUCCUCGCGUGCCGUACAAGCUCGCUGCUGGGGGACAGGACAGGAGGAGGGGUCACUAAAAUGGCGGCUAAGAUGGCAAAGCUAGCAGCUAUCCCUGCUGGUCUGGCAUUUGUGUCUAUUAAUAUAUAUGCUGCAACAGAAGAAGAAUCAAAAGCCCAGUCAGUGAAGCCAAAUCAGCUUCCCAUUUAUUGUGUGCCGCCUCUGAAAUCUAGAUACGUUGAAGAAGACCCUGGUCGUUUGCAGGUGGGGUUUUCUACAUUAAGAAAGACAACUAGUCAUUAUGUUGAGUGGUGCAAGGAUGCCUAUGUCUUUGUUAAAAAUGGGAUAAUGGAUUCAAUACAGUUUGGAAAAGAUACGUACGUUUAUCUGAAGAAUCCACCUCCAGAAUUUCUUCCAAAAGUUGCUGUAAUUACAAUUUCAGGUCUAACUGGUUUAGUUCUGGCAAGAAAAGGUUCUAGAGUUAAGAAAACUGCUUACCCGCUGGGGCUUGCCACUUUAGCAGUAUCCGUUUGUUACCCAGCUCAGUCAGUAGUACUUGCUAAGAUAACAGGAAAAAAAGUAUAUGUUACAAGCCAUCAAACCUAUGAAGCAAUAGGAUCACUAUGGACAAAAAACUCCUCUAUGAAAGAAGUGCUACUCACACAGAAAGAAGAUACCAAGCCUGGUUCACACCUGCAACAAGUUCCAGAACCAGCUGUAAGAGACGAUAAAAGUGCAGAGAUUCAUAAAACAACCCCUGAAUCUGAGGUUAAGUCAAAACCACUUGCUGUAACAGAUUCUUCUGUAAUGAAGAUUCAGAGUUCGAAAGAUCUGGUGCCUUUGCCAGCAGAAAUAAAAGUGCCAAAUGUCAUCUCAGGUUAACAGUAGGCACACUCCAACCUCUGAGUCCUCCGAGCAUCUCCCUGGCGUGCCCAUCCCCUGACCCAGUGGACACUUACAGAAUUCCCAGAUCCUCUGCUACCGAAAGGAACAGUACACUCAGCUUAACAGUUAUACCCUAUCACAGCUCUGCUUAACACACAGCACUUAGAUAUGUUUAUGGUAAAAACAAGACGUUUAUUUAACAAAGAGCAAAGAUUCAAGUGAUAGCAAGUAGCAUUAUUGGAGAGAAAUGGUUACAUAUAAAACAAAAUCCUAACAUGCAUUCUAGAGCCUAGAUUUAAUUAACAAAACACACCCUUGUCAAAUCAAGUUUAGGUCACCCUAAAGUCUUUUCAGCCAGACUUGGUUGUGAUCCUUUUUUCAUGAAGCAAAUACACUGUCAGCCUAGGUGAAGCAUAAUAGGGUGUACCUCUGCACCCCUAGACAUGUCCAGUGAUCCAUUGUCUUCACUUGUAAACAGGGUAUCCCCUGCUGCUUAUUUUUUCCUGUCUAGCAUCUCCCCUGGAGCCUUUUCUUCCCUUGAUCAGACUGCAAAUAGGCUUUCAUUGUGAAGUAUACAAUACUCAAUCCUAUAAAGCCGGACAGGUAGAUAAGCAUCUCUGCCUGAAAGAAACUUAUUUAUCGUCUUCUGGUGACCAGCUCCAACUUGCAUACCUAAGAGCAUAACUUUGCUUGUGUAUAUAUACAUAAGUCUUUACAUGUUAUCUGUACGUACAUUCCACAGUGAUUACAGUGGUCAAUGUGACAUAAGCUUUCAAUAGAGACUUUACAUGACUCCCUUUGAUGAACUGUUAUGUAGAGAUUUGGAACCAUGGGAUCCAUGUACUCCUGUGCACCCCUAUGCCCUCUGUUAGUUGGCACCAGGAGGUCCCUGGGUGAUAUCCCCCGCUAUACAACCUUUAACAUAUGAAUCCUUUUUUUAAUCUCGUUGCUCCCUUAUUUUUUCUUUUUUAGUUUGUGGAAUUAUUGGGUCUCUUUAUAUAUAACUUUCUCAGUCCCUUCAGCCCCCACUUCUCCUUUCACAUUAAACAUAAAUACUUACAGAAGGUAAAAUAAAGUUUUUCCUAUUUGUCACCACAUUUCCAGGUGAAAGCCGUUCCGUGUCCCCAGUGGAGCCAACAGAUUUCUAUCUUUUUGGCUCAGAGGGGCUGGAUGGGGUUCACUUCCCAUAAACUCUAUACAUUGUUUGGGAGAGUCACUUCAGACAAGGCAUUCCCUUUGCCUCACCUCCCUGUACUGUGUGUGUUGCCUCCACAUUUUAAUAAACAUAUGAAAUCACCAAUAAAGUCAAAUGGUGUGAAUUUAUUUGCACUAAUUUAGGCCUAGAUAAUCCAUCUGUGAUCUAGCUCAUAGUAUGGUGCAGUGAGUUCAGCUUGCCCCCUGGACCAGCUGUGAGGGAGAUAGUGACUCAGUCACUAUCUGCUUCUCUGUCUCCCCACUGCUCUGGAAAGGUACUAAACUGUGAUCCUGUCACUGCAUACUCUGCACAGUGUGCUGAUCUAACUGUGCUGCUGGGGGGAGAGUCAAGGUUCUGCCUGCUUCCCAAUUUCUCAUUUAUUACUUCCCACCUGCAGGAGGGAGGGAUGUAGCAGCUCUGCAGAGCCUGCUGACCCAGGAAGCAACAGUAUGGUGUAAAGGAGAGCCUUACGCACUACCCCCUUCUCCCUUGUGCCAGUGCUCAGGGCAUGCCAUGAUCAGGCUUUUAAUAGAUUACUUUUUAAUUGUGAAAACAAUUUAGUGAUGAGUUUGUCAGAGGUUGUAGAUCUUUCAAAUGUUUUUCUUACUUGAUGCGACUUUUCACUGCGCAGCAACAACUUGCCUGCACUAUUCCCACCAAUGUAAAUUACAGUUAAUUUAUAACUGUAGAGCACUUUAUUAUAAUGCUUGAAUUUUCACACUAUCAGUAUGUAUAACUUCUGAAUAAGCAUUAGCUUUUUUUUAAAAAAGCUUUUAUGCCUUUAUUAUCAUUUUAUUUCAUUUUAAUAUCUUUAACAGAUGUAGCGAAGACAACAAAAUUUAAGCUUGACCCCAGACUUAUGGACCAUGGUCAGUCCAACCCAGAGGAUGUGGAUAUGUACAGUACUAGAAGCUAAGGCACCAAUUUACAAAUAUUGGGAAGUACUAACAAUAGCAAAGAAAAAUGGAUUAUGCAAUGUAUGAUUGUACCAAAUGUGGUAUAAUUUAAUCAGGUAUUUUCUUAAAUCCCAAUAUGUACAGUCAAUCUGCUUUGUCCUUGUUGUUUAUUGUGUAUUGUUUCUUACUACCUAUAAGCAAUUAAAUAUUUUAAUUUCUUUGAAUAAUAAUUAGCUGUUUGACACUGAGAAUUAUGUUUCUCUCAAUAUGUGCUUGCAGUGGGGUGUAUCAAGAUUGUCAGUGUCAAGUUGUUAAUAAACAUAAAUCACCUUUAUAAGGGACUGUUUGAAAGUGUAAAUGUAUUUCUGUCCUUCAGGUCCUUAGUUGUUCAAAGACAGUAAAAGAGAAAUCUGGUCAUCUUUUGAUUGUUGUCCCCCUUCUCACUCACUCCCAGCUCUGCAAUGUUAUGGGCAAAUGAUAGUAUUUGGCAUCUAUGUUGGCUCAGAUAUCUUAUUAGUCUGAGCGCUCAUAAGAUAAAAGAAACCAGCUGUGAUAAUUGUACUCUCUCAAUUUCAGUUGCUUUAAGAUUUAUGUAAGAUUUAUAUAUGCUAACUCUUUUUGUAAAAAUCACUGCUGUUAACCUCUUCCACCAAGGUAACUAGAAUAGAAAAUAAAUUUUGCUCUGUA
Chelonia mydas (Green sea turtle) is the source of this 3788-nucleotide messenger RNA. It is a transcript of the gene APOOL, whose product is annotated as apolipoprotein O like. NCBI's taxonomy places the organism in Eukaryota, Metazoa, Chordata, Testudines, Cheloniidae. Gene Ontology annotation, cellular component: MICOS complex. The transcript has 9 exons. Gene Ontology annotation, biological process: cristae formation. The record is from RefSeq and is a predicted model, not a curated record. Bases 207 to 1007 code for a protein of 266 amino acids.